Chelonus insularis is the source of this 3735-nucleotide messenger RNA. RefSeq names its product like-AP180 (gene lap). Gene Ontology annotation, molecular function: 1-phosphatidylinositol binding; SNARE binding; clathrin heavy chain binding. Bases 488 to 3097 code for a protein of 869 amino acids. Gene Ontology annotation, biological process: clathrin-dependent endocytosis; clathrin coat assembly; synaptic vesicle budding from presynaptic endocytic zone membrane. The transcript has 17 exons. Lineage: Eukaryota; Metazoa; Arthropoda; Insecta; Hymenoptera; Braconidae. Gene Ontology annotation, cellular component: clathrin-coated vesicle; clathrin-coated pit; extrinsic component of presynaptic endocytic zone membrane. The record is from RefSeq and is a predicted model, not a curated record.
CUUGUGUCCUGUAUAGCACUCCAAGCAAUCAUACUGUAACCCGAAGUUACUUUUUUGGAUAUUCAAAUAAUUGUAGUUCAAUAUUAAGUACAGGCAACAGCCAUUUUCAUAGAUGUAAAAUAUUCACUUCUAUUAUAUGCUAAGGUGUUUUUAGACCAGCUGAGCAUAGCUGUGUUACUAACGUGUGUGAGUGAAUUACGUUUUCACAAAAAAUUAAUGUUGUUAAAUAAUUGAUAGUGCAUUAUAAAUUAGUAUAAUUAACAUAUAAUAAUCUUCUUUAAUUCAAAACUAUUGAUUUAUUUUACUCCAAAAUAUCAUAUCAAUAACGAAAAGUUCACAACCCGUGAUUUAAAAUUUUUUUCUUACUCUCAAUUGACAUUUCAAAUAAUUAAACUGAACUCACAAAUAGAUGGUGCAUCUUGACAUUAUAUUUUAAUUAUAUUUGAAGAUUGUAAAAGUGAUAGUAUCGAAAUUUGUGAACAAUAGCAUGGCGGGACAGACAAUUAAUGAUAGGUUGCUCGCAGCCAGACACAGCAUUGCAGGCCAGGGUCUUGCAAAAGCUGUUUGUAAAGCUACUACGGAAGAAAUGAUAGGUCCAAAGAAGAAGCAUUUAGAUUAUCUGAUUCACUGUACGAAUGAACCAAAUGUAUCCAUACCUCAAUUGGCCAAUCUUUUGGUUGAACGUUCUCAAAAUGCAAAUUGGACGGUGGUUUUCAAAGCACUCAUUACAGUACAUCAUUUGCUCUGUUAUGGAAACGAGAGGUUUACACAGUAUCUUGCAUCGAGCAAUAGCACUUUCCAGCUUAGUAAUUUUUUGGAUAAAAGUGGAGUUCAAGCUGGGGCUCGUGUUGGAUAUGAUAUGUCACCGUUCAUUCGACGAUACGCUAAAUAUCUUAAUGAAAAAGCAAUGUCAUACCGCAGUGUGGCAUUUGAUUUCUGUAAAGUGAAGAGAGGGAAAGAAGACAGUACCUUACGCACCAUGAAUGCAGAGAAAUUGUUAAAAACGCUUCCUGCUUUGCAAACUCAACUUGACGCUCUUUUGGAAUUUGACUGUACCGCAAAUGAUCUUACCAAUGGAGUAAUAAGCAUGGCUUUUAUGCUUUUAUUUCGAGAUUUAAUACGUCUUUUUGCUGGUUAUAAUGAUGGAAUUAUUAACUUGCUAGAAAAAUAUUUUGACAUGAAUAAAAAACAAUGUCGAGAUGCACUAGAUUUGUAUAAAAAAUUUUUAAUACGAAUGGAUCGAGUAGCAGAAUUUUUGAAAGUUGCAGAGAAUGUUGGAAUUGAUAAAGGAGAUAUUCCUGAUCUGACCAAAGCUCCAAGCAGUCUUCUUGAUGCUUUAGAACAACAUUUAGCAUCAUUGGAAGGAAAAAAGACAUCGACUGUAAAUACGCCAGUUCAAUCAGCAAGCAAUAGAACAAAUGUAAAAUCAGGGGUUUCUGCACUAUCCUCUACUAGUACAGCUUUCGGGACGGCAGCUAACAAUAAUCGUCUUGAUAAUACGGGCAAUGGACAUAUCGAUGAAGCUUUGAGACAACAAGCUCUCGCUGAAGAAGAAGCAGCUAUGAAUCAAUACAAGGCUAAAGUUCAGUCACCGUCUGGAGGGCCAGGUACAAAUCCAUUUCUUAGUUCCCCAACUGGAAGUGGAAGUAUGGACUUAUUUGCUCCACCAUCGACAGAUAGUCAGACUCAAAAAUCAUCUGAUGAUUUAUUACAACUUAGUGGAAAUCCAUUUGCUGACAUGUUUGGAGCACCCCAACCGGCUGCUGUUCAACCUCCUGCUACCUCAAAUGUUUGGAUCACUAAUGGCAAUGGUCUUGUGGCUCCGCUGACUUCAGCAAACAACUUCGUUACAGAUAAUAAUUUUUCAUCAGCAUUUGAAAAUCAAGAUCAACAAACAACUGCUUCUCAAGGAAUAGCAGGAUCGAUUCCUAAUCCUUUCAUUGAAGAUUUUUCGGUUUCAUCAUCUCAAGCAGAGAGUGGCACAGCCUAUGGUACAUUUGAACAAAAUAAUGGGGCGAUAAUAACCGGUAACGCGGCUCAACAACCUAAUGACUUGUUGAGUUCAAGUAGUCAAGUAGAUUAUUUUCGGAGCGAUACGACGAUGUUGACAACCCUUGAAGAUAUUGACAGAAAUUUAGUAUCUGGUCAGACAAAUGUCGUUUCAGAUAAACGACAAAGUAUUGACAAUGCUUUCAGCAAAUCUACCGCCACACCACCACCUAGACCUCCACCACCUUCAGCAAACAUGAAUGAUACAUUGGGUACAAUUUUACCUACUACUGAAAGCACACCUCCAACUAAGCCUUCUGCUACAAGUGCAUUCGACGAUUUGAAUAAUAGUAUUCGGAUGGCUUUAGGAGGGUCGCCAUCUCGUUCAGUUCCAUCAACACAACAGUCUUCUUUUAAUCAAUCAACUCAGCAAGUUCCUAUACAACAAGGUUUUACGAAAUCUGAAGUGAAUUUAGGACCACAAAUAGGUCUCAAUCAAUCACAAAUGAGUACAAGUAUUGGUCUCGAUUACGCUCCUCAAUCUCAAGUUCCUUUGGGAUAUGGUUCUCCAGCCAAACAACCUCUAGCAGCUACUGGACAGUCAACUACAUCUUCAACUGAUAAAGUACUCACAGGAGAUUUAGAUAGUAGUUUAGCAAGUCUUGCCCAAAACCUCAGCAUCAACAAAAGUUCACAGCAGCAAGUGAAGAACAUUCAAUGGAAUUCACCAAAAAAUCUAUCAAGGCCGAACAUGAGUGGUUCUACAGGAUGGACACCACAACCAAUGGCAGCAACCACUGGUGUGGGAUAUAGACCCAUGGGCCAUGGGAUGACUCAAGUUCCUGUAACUACAAUGUUCGGGUAUCCUACUCAAACUGCACCAAUGGGAAUGCCCAAUAUUCCAGUAGCAAUUCCUGGAUUACAAAACAUAAGACCAGUGAUAGGUGGAAUGUCUGCAACUCCAAUAGUUAGUUCCAACGUAAUGGUUACCUCUGGUGCUCCACCAAUUUUAAGUGGGCCAGCGAUAAAUUCAAAUAUCAACCAAUCUCAAUCUCAACCCACAGAUGGAUCACAAACUAUACAACUUGAUCCAUUCGGUGCUUUGUAAACAGCACAUUUCUAUACAAUUUAUGUAGAAAUAUAAAAAAAUUAGAAAAGAGACGUAGACAUAAUCUAUAAGUGUUGAUGUUAUAAUUAUCUAUACAUGAACCGAUUCAUCUUCGUAGAGCAUUCAAAUUUAAUUUGGAUAGGAUCAAAUUAUUCUUGUAAAUAUUGUAUGUCAUUUUUUUAAUUUAGUUUCUUAUUAAGUUAGUCGUUAUCGUGCAAUUACAGUGAAUUUGAAAAUUAAAAUUUAAAAAAAAAAGCCAUAUAUACACUGAAAAUAUUUUCUUAAGUUUUAUAUAUUUUAUGUUACAAAAAACCUAAAACUGAAGUUUACAAUAAUGUUAAUUUCUUUUUUAGGUUUUAUGUAUGUUUUUACAUAAUACAUGACUUUUUUAUUCACAUUCAUUUAGGAAUUUUUUUUAUUACAAAAAUUUCCAUUGUUCACUCAUUUUAUCGAAUAAAUAAAAGCAAAAAAAAAAAAUUAAUUGUGAACUAGAUGUAUAGAAAGUCGGCCUGUGCUUAGAGUCAUCUAAUAAAAGUGUAUAAAGAGUUUUGUUGAAUCUGUAAUUCAUCAUAUAUAAAUAAAUUUUAAUUAUCAUUAUUUCAAAAUAUAUUUAAAAAAAUAAAUUAUGGUUUAUUAUA